UGUUAGGCCCCAAAACUCUCAGUGAUAUUCAUGAGCGUCUCUCCCUCGCUGCAGACCCGGCAGGUCCAGGCUUUGUCCCGCAGUACCAUGUCUUGUGAAGCCUCCGGGGACGCUGUGGCGCAGCCUGAGAACUCUGAGGGCAAAGUGGUGAGGAGAGACGGCGUGUUUCGCUCUGUUGUGCGCGGCCUCCUCUGGCCUUUCAGCAUCGUUGCAAGGGUCUUCCGCGGAAUUGUGUGGGUGCCUCAGCUGAAAAGCCUCUCCUGCUCCGUGGCUUCCAGCCCGGCACGUCACAGCCUCACUGGCCAUAAGCGCCUCUCCCGGUUCACCCGGCUGCUGCUGCGCAUCCUGCCCUGCUGGGCGCAGGCCGCCCUGGGCUACCCGGUGUCCCGCAGCAUUGGGCGUUCGUUGUCCCCAGACGUCAGCGUUUCUCCUACUAAACCAUUUGGAAAAGGCAGCAAGAGAAAAAUAGAUGAGCUUGACGACGACUACGAUGAGGAGCCAUCCUGGGUGAUUGCGCUUUCUAAGGAACUUCCAGAUGAUGAUGACUACUCAAAUGAUCCUGACUACGAGACCACCACAGAAGAGACGGACAGUGAGGAAUUCGCCUCAGACGAUACAGAAAGUAAUCUUGAUAUUUCAGGGAGGGGUGUCAUUAUCGAGGACGUGAACACGGAUGUUGCUGUGCCUUCUGAGGGGUCUACAGCUGUUUAAUUUUUUCAUAUGCUGUGAUUUUUUUGUAUGUUUAUAUAUUUGGUAAUUCAAUAAAACUUUAUUUUGCUCUAA
Molecule: messenger RNA, 783 nt
Organism: Poecilia latipinna (sailfin molly)
Lineage: Eukaryota; Metazoa; Chordata; Actinopteri; Cyprinodontiformes; Poeciliidae
Gene: org
Product: oogenesis-related gene
Exons: 6
Coding region: 31-711 (226 amino acids)
Source: RefSeq, a predicted model, not a curated record